CAACUGUCAGUUCCAAUCAAAACAACACAAAACACAAACAAAGAAGGUUGCAUUCGGUGUUGAUUCAGUCCGUUCUUUCUUUGUUUUCGCAUUUUAAAAGCGAAGAAGCCCGGUUGAACACAGCGUAUAUUAUUAAAAAUACGUUUAUAAGUAAUUUUCUAGUACCACGACUUAUUUCCGCGCGAUGGCGUCGAGAAAACUGAACACAAUCGAAGACUUGAGCGAAUCAUGGGUCGAGCUGAACUCUGGCGGCGGCCUGGCUGCUGUCGAGAAUGAGUACAUACGACUCCUGAGGGAGGCCCAACGCGAGAGUCGAGACUCCUCCGUCAGGCACUCGAGAGCAUCCAGCGUGAAGGGAAGCCCGAAGUCUCCUCCGAACAGCCCGAACCUGGAGCCCUCCACCGAGGAUGAGCUCAAAGGUGUCUACAUUAACUGCUGGAGGGAUGACUCCAACGAUUGGGUCUGGGAGUGGAGCAGCCGUCCCGAUCAGCUGCCGCCCAAGGACUGGAGGUUCAAACAUCCUCAGAGCGUCCGCGGUCCUCCCUCGGCCACCUCCUCGAUCGAGGUGCUGGAGCAGCAGCUAGCGCCGCCCGUUAUGCAGCAGAGCCACUGUCUGUCCGUACGUCGCACUUGUCUGUUCAGUCGCGGCGCCAUAGUGGCGGUGCUAGCCACCAACAUCGUCUCGUUAUUGCUCGGCGCCGGAAUAGGCGUCUGGCUAAGCAAGAAGGGAAUGCUCCCGCCCAGACUGAUCGUGAUCAACUGAACGUUAAGACUGACAUGUUGGCGAGCAUGCGCGCGGACAUGCUCGGGCCGCCGAUGCAUUGCGUGUUUUAGUUUAGAACGCUACGCAUCGGUGGUCGCUAAAACUUGAAAAAAUGUCGCGCUUCGCCGAUGUCCUUGGGCCGCAGACGCUGAUGCGGAUGUUUAUUAACAAAAAAAACGUUAUGUUUAAGUUAAUAAUAUAAAAUAAAUUCCUUUUAUUGACACACACAUUCGAAUGGUAACAUAAUAAUAAUAAUAUGUAAAUUAAAUUUGUAAUAUCACUUUUGUUCGCGAUUAUACGCAAUACACAAUAACUUGGCGUUGUAAGAACAUUUAAUAUAAGUUUGAUAUAUAUAUAUAAAUUGUAUAUUAUAUAGUAAUAUCGUGAUAUACACUGUUUUUUAAGGCUAAUAAAACUAAUUUUGGCUUGAAACAUGAUCGCAAUGUCUGAAAACAUUAAAAAAUAUAUUACAUAAAAUUUAAAUCCAGAGGUGAAAGACUAUUUGGUUUAAGCGACAUUUAUCUUUUUAAUUAAAAGUCCUUUUCAU
Molecule: messenger RNA, 1310 nt
Organism: Bombyx mandarina (wild silkworm)
Lineage: Eukaryota; Metazoa; Arthropoda; Insecta; Lepidoptera; Bombycidae
Gene: BNIP3
Product: BCL2 interacting protein 3
Biological process (GO): positive regulation of apoptotic process; mitochondrial outer membrane permeabilization
Cellular component (GO): mitochondrial outer membrane; nucleus; mitochondrial envelope
Source: RefSeq, a predicted model, not a curated record